This is a messenger RNA of Puntigrus tetrazona (Sumatra barb), 3258 nucleotides long. RefSeq names its product importin 13a (gene ipo13a). The record is from RefSeq and is a predicted model, not a curated record. Lineage: Eukaryota; Metazoa; Chordata; Actinopteri; Cypriniformes; Cyprinidae. Bases 91 to 3036 code for a protein of 981 amino acids. Gene Ontology annotation, molecular function: small GTPase binding. The transcript is spliced from 20 exons. Gene Ontology annotation, biological process: protein import into nucleus. Gene Ontology annotation, cellular component: cytoplasm; nuclear membrane.
GGGACUCCAAAACACCCCCUCACUCCUCACCGCAGAACACACACUGUCACUGGGCGCAAGAACAGGAGGUGAGGAAGUUAAUGAGGACUAAUGGAGGCAGUGAAUGCAGAUGAGUUCACGGUGGAGGCGGUGGAGAGGGCUCUUCAGCAGCUCUACUAUGACCCUGAUAUGGACAAGAAGAAUGUGGCACAGAAAUGGCUCACACAAGCUCAGGCAUCACCACAAGCCUGGCACUUCUGCUGGGCUUUGCUUCAACCAGAAAAAGUUCCUGAGAUCCAGUUCUUUGGGGCAAGCACAUUACAUGCUAAAAUCACCCGUCAUUGGUCUGACCUCCCGCCAGGUCAGUUAGACUCGCUCCGCUCGCAGCUGAUCACCCAGGUCGGCCAGUUUGCGUCUGGGCCCAAGAUGGUGCUGACGAGGCUCUGUGUCGCUCUGGCCUCUUUGGUCCUUCACAUCUUACCCGAAACGUGGCCAACGGCAGUUCCAGAUCUUCUGUGUGCCUUCCAGACUGGAGAGAGUGUGACAGAGGCUGACGGUCAAGCCCGAUGCCUCGCGCUUCUAGAGCUCCUCACCGUUCUGCCCGAGGAGCUGCAGAGCAUUAGGAUUCUGGCUUCUCGGCGCUCGCAGCUGAGAAGCGCUCUGGCUGUGGACUGGAGCUCUGUCUGCUCCCUGCUCCAGCAGUUACUGCAGCGGCCGGACGCACCCUGUCCUGUCAGAGAGCGGGUGCUGAGGUGCGUGUCCUCGUGGCUCACGCUGGACAUCUCUUUAAAAGACAGCGAGGGCUUGCUGGAGAACUGCUUCGCACUGCUGAAGGAGUCCGAGCUGUUUGACACAGCCGUAGAGACCAUCGUCAGCAUCAUCUCACAGCCUGACUGUCAGAGGUUCGCAGACAGUCUGCUGAAGGUUGUUCCUCAGGUGCUGGCUCUUCAGGAGCAGCUGAAGAAGGCGGUGCAGGACGGAGACAUGGAGACGUCUCACGGAGUCUGUCGCAUUGCUGUAGCUCUGGGAGAAACGCAUUGCAGCUCUGCCCCCUCGUUCUGUCCCUCUCAACUCCCCAGGACUCUUCUGGAGCAGGUGGAUCACUGGCAGGGCUUUCAGGCUCUAGUAAGCAUGAUUAUGUCCUGCACGGGUACACCUGGACACUAUCCUGUGGAUGAGACCUCCAGCUCGCUCACGCUCACAUUCUGGUACACCCUACAGGACGAUAUAACGUCACUGGAUGCUGAGAGGCAGACGCUCUAUCUACAAAUCUACAGACCUGUGUACUUCCAGCUGGUGGACGUUCUGCUGCAGAAGGCCUGCUUCCCCAGAGACGAGGACCAUGCCACGUGGUCCGCAGAUGAUAAAGAGCAGUUCAGGACCUACAGGGUUGACAUCUCGGAUACUCUGAUGUAUGUGUAUGAGCUGCUUGGCCCAGAGCUCCUCAGAAGCCUGUAUGAUAAACUAGGCACGCUGCUGACGGACACCACACACCCCUCCUCAUGGCAAGAUAUAGAGGCUCUGCUGUUUGGCUUUCAGUCCAUUGCUGAUACUGUUGAUGUCGGUUACUCGGACGUUAUUCCAGGACUGAUCGGCCUGAUUCCUCUCAUCACAGCAAACAACGUUCAGCUGGCUGAGACCAUCAUGUUCACCAUAGGCUCUUUGGCCGAGUGGUUGUCCGAUCAUCCGCUCAUGUUGGUGAGUGUCCUGCCUGUGGUGUUGCACGGUCUGUCCAACCCGGAUCUGUCCGUGGCUUGUGUCUCAGCUCUGAAGAGGAUCUGCCGAGAGUGUCGACACGACCUCCCCCUUCAUGCCAAUGAUAUCAUGGCCGUCUCACAGGCGGUGCUCGUCAAAGACAUCCAUAAAAGCCCUCAGUGUUUGUGGAUAAUGCAGGCGCUGGGGUUCCUGCUCUCAGCCCUGCCCAGUGACCAGAUUCUGGGGAAGCUGCUCUCUCUGGUCACCCCUCACAUCCAGCAGCUGGAGAAACUGGCCAACGAGCCGCCCAGCUCUGCUAAUAAGCUUCCUAUUGUCCACAUCCUCGGCCUGCUGGCCAAUCUCUUCUCUACAUUUGACCUAAACAAGCAAAGCGAAAGAUUGGAGGUCAUGAGGCCUGUCCAGACACAGCCACACAACAACAACCCGGUGGUGGUUGUCCUACAGCAGGCCUUCCCUCUGAUCCAUACCCUUCUCAACAAGUGGCGGAAUGAACCGGAGGUGGUCGAGGCAGUGUGUGCCGUCUUUGAGAAAUCACUGAAGACCCUUCUCCAUGACUUUGCGCCGCUGGUGACUCAGCUCUGUGAGCUCAUUGGUCAGAUGUUCAGCGCUUACCCACAAGCCUCGGUUUUAGACCUCACGCGACAAUUAGUUCACAUUUUUGGCUGCGAGAAGGACCUCUUUUCUCCAAUCAUUGCUCUGUUGGAGAUGAUUACCAACAUCACCAUGUCCAUUUUUCAGCUCGGCUCCAGAGAUCAUCCAGAUGUGGUGGAGUCGUUUAUGCAGCUUCACACUCAGGUUUUGAGAAGGAAGUCUGACCUUUAUCUUUCAGACCGUCUUGAUGUCAAAGCUGUUUUCUACUGUGGUGAGCAUCAACCUUCAGAUACCUGGAAUGAACGCUGUACCAUUAAUACUUGCACUAUUAGUCACAAUAUACACUUUGUGAGUACCGUAUGCUCCAUGAGAUGCUCUCCUGAUGCUCCUGCACAGACGGAGCUGAUCUCUCAUUGUGAGGAUAUUCCUGCUGUGAGGGAGGUGCUGCAGGAGGACGGCAAGCUGCUCCUUCAGACCCUUCUGGAGGCCAUUGGGGGUCAGUCUCCACGCAGUCUGGCGGAGCACUUGGCAGAAGUCUUGUUUUCAGUGAGCCGUAACUGUCCCAGCAUGCUGUCCGUGUGGCUCAGAGAGGCUCUUCUGCCCCCUGGCUUCCCCAGCUCACAUCUCACCACCGAGCACAAAGAGCACUUCUGCCAGCAGAUGCUCAGAGAACAAGUGAGCAAACGACGGAUGAAGGACAUCGUGAAAGAGUUUGCUUCGUUGAGUCGAGGACUACAAGCCGACUACUGAUCACGCUCCAUACAAGAUCCAGAGCGGAUUCAAAAAGAUCCAGCGCACUGCUUCGAAUACAAUCAAGCCGUAUUGUUAACGGGUUAUGAUCGAAAAAGCAGUCUGGACGAUUGAAAUAAUUUGAUAUUAUUUUUGUAAUCUUAUCGCAUCUUCUGUAAACGCCACAACUGCACUGAUUUCACCACAAAAAAUUUCUAUUAAAACGAUUCUUAAAACAUGGUA